UCAGCCACGUAACGUAGUCUCGCCAUAUUAUCCUCAGUGAAGCACUACGAUAUUAGCCAGCACAGUUCCAUACAUCUUCAUAAGCCGUUAUGCCUUUCGCACAGAUUGUCAUCGGCCCACCGGGCUCAGGAAAGACUACAUAUUGCAAUGGAAUGCACCAAUUCAUGUCCGCAAUUGGCCGCAAGUGCUCGGUCGUAAAUCUCGACCCAGCAAAUGAUCAUGUAUCAUAUCCAUGUGCUUUGGAUGUGCAAGACCUGGUCACGCUGGACGACAUCAUGGAAGCAGAGAAUUUGGGGCCAAAUGGUGGGAUUAUCCAUGCUCUGGACGUAUUAGAGGAGAACUGGGACUGGCUAGAAAACGGAUUGAAGAAGCUAGGUGAUGAUUAUGUCCUGCUGGAUUGUCCAGGCCAAGUGGAGCUUUUCACACACGAUGGGUCACUACAGAGAAUAUUCCGGAAGGUCGAGAAGCUGGGGUACAGACUCGUGGUGGUACAUCUUGUGGACGCACAUUACUGUACGGAUCCGGCCAAGUAUAUCUCGGUGUUGUUGUUGAGUUUGAGGAGUAUGUUGGCGAUGGAUUUGCCGCAUAUCAACGUUCUGUCGAAGAUUGAUUUACUGGAGCGAUAUGGGAAGCUAGCUUUUAAUCUCGACUUCUACACCGAAGUCCAAGACCUCUCCUACCUCCUCCCCCUCCUCGAGGCCGACCCCCGCCUCGCAAAAUACGCCUCCCUAAACACCGCAAUAACCGAACUAAUCGAAUCCUUCUCCCUCGUCGCCUUCGAAACGCUCGCCGUAGAAGACAAGAAGUCAAUGACGAAACUCCUUAACAACAUUGAUCGCGCAGGAGGGUACGCGUUCGGGAGUGCGGAGGGGGCUGGGGAUGAUGUCUGGGCUGUUGCGGUUAGGGGAGGGUGGGGGGAGGAGUAUAAUGUUAGGGAUGUACAGGAGCGGUGGAUUGAUGAGAGAGAGAGUUACGAUCGGGUAGAGAGGGAGCAGUGGAAGGAGGAGGGGCAGAAUGCGCAGGCGCCGCCGCGGUAGCGUUGCCGUUCAUCAUGCGACGAACAGAGAGACAGACAGACAUAAGAAAAGAUAGUAGGGUACCCCAAUGGUCAGCAUCGACUGUUCGUUGCGGAGAAGGUUUCCUCGCCAGCCCUCGCUCGCGCGCAAAGGGACGCUGCUCCAUUGCAACCUCCAACUGCCGCAUGCAGACCCGUGCCUGAAGCCGCGACCAACACAAAGACAGGGAGCUCGCAGCACGCUUGAACCCCCGAGAGCGUCCCUUCCCAUUCAACCCUCUGGACAACAAGCAAUUGCAGUCUUCGAACGCU
Molecule: messenger RNA, 1327 nt
Organism: Saitoella complicata NRRL Y-17804
Lineage: Eukaryota; Fungi; Ascomycota; Saitoellomycetes; Saitoellales; Saitoellaceae
Exons: 3
Coding region: 90-1037 (315 amino acids)
Cellular component (GO): cytoplasm
Molecular function (GO): GTPase activity
Source: RefSeq, a predicted model, not a curated record